CGUUUUUAACCUAUCCUGAAAAUAUAUAGACUACGUAUAACAAAGAUAAAAUAAAGCCAGCGACACACGGUGCUUGUUUUCGUGCUAGAUUGCUUGCUGGAUAUAAAUACUCUGUUUUGAUUGUUACAUUUCCAUUCAUCUUUAGGAAUUGUUAAAUAAAUAUUAAUCUUCCUUGUUGUUUAUUUUGAUUUAAACAGUCCCGUUCAAUAAACAACGCAUUUUUCAAAAUAAAAAAAUGUUGCUAACACUGAAACCAGAUCACAAGAAGCAUAUAUUGUUUCUAGCAGAACAAUCACCGCCAGUUCUACAAGAUUUUUGCAAAUUGGCCUUGGAUUAUCUGCAAAAGGGCCCAAAUGUUAAAGUGUACAAUGCUGCUGCUCAGAAACUAAAUGUUGAGUUUGAUGUAAUUAAAAAUUCAGUUGAGGGUUUGGUUAAUCUCUUGCUGGAAGCAAGCAAGCAUAAGUUGAACACAGAAGACUUUCGGGAUUCUAUGAUUGCUUUAGGUUUCACAGAAGUGAAAGAAGCAAUACUAAGCAAGUUGUACAGUGUUAAAAAAGAAGAGGUUACAGAUGCACUUGAAGAAAUUGGAUUUAAACGACUCAAGUAUCACGACAUGGAAUGGAGACAUGAAGUUCAGAUUGCAUCAAGGUGCUGUCUGAAACAAGUUGUGCCACUCGUCACUCUAGAUUUGUCGUUAAAAAACCCCGACAAUUCGGAUAAUAUAGAGCAUGUUUUGCUACAAACGGAUCUUACCAACUUACUUCACAUGACUCAACAGUUGGAAGAGGCUCUACAGGAGAGCCGUAGCCAACACAUCCGCAGUAUAUCCAGAGCAAUAAAAUGAGCUGGCUUUCUGUGAUUUUGUGUCAAUUACGUUUAAUGUAUUAAUUAAUAUAUUAAUAAAUAUGAAUUCAAGAUUAAGUAAAAAAAUGUUGAUUUAUGUGAUAAGUAUAACUCAACAAUUUUCUCAAAUCACAUCUGUCAUUGACAUCUAUAAAGUUUCACUCUGCUCAGCUUAUCCCAAAUAAUAACUGACAGUAAUCGUACAUGCGUCACACUCGCAUAAGUGUAUUCUGUAUGUGUGUAUAUAUUUCUAUGUAUUGUACUAAGCAUUUCUCAGUCUUGCAGUUGGACCCUCAUUUGAAUAUAUAAUUAGAUAAUUGGAUCUUCUUCCACAGGGGAAGUAUAUAAGAGAAGAUCUGUGAUCUUUUUACACUCGUACUUGUUUGGGUGUGACAGUACCAUUACAGGCUAUUCCUAUUAUAGAGUAUUGAUGUUUUACAAAUUGGAGUUUUUAAUUGCCUUAAAUUCAGGACUAGUAGCAAUUAUAU
Odontomachus brunneus is the source of this 1331-nucleotide messenger RNA. RefSeq names its product COMM domain-containing protein 2. The coding region runs from base 236 to 844 and encodes 202 amino acids. NCBI's taxonomy places the organism in Eukaryota, Metazoa, Arthropoda, Insecta, Hymenoptera, Formicidae. The record is from RefSeq and is a predicted model, not a curated record. The transcript has 5 exons.